Messenger RNA from Mollisia scopiformis, 1431 nucleotides. Its product is annotated as MFS general substrate transporter. The coding region runs from base 1 to 1380 and encodes 459 amino acids. NCBI's taxonomy places the organism in Eukaryota, Fungi, Ascomycota, Leotiomycetes, Helotiales, Mollisiaceae. Gene Ontology annotation, molecular function: transmembrane transporter activity. Gene Ontology annotation, cellular component: fungal-type vacuole membrane. The transcript is spliced from 3 exons. The record is from RefSeq and is a predicted model, not a curated record. Gene Ontology annotation, biological process: transmembrane transport.
AUGGCUGUUAGCGGUACGCCACACCUGCCGAAUUAUGAACGAGAGAUAGACUUCUUAUCUGAAAUAGACACAACCACCGAUACUGAAAAACAAGCUCCCUACAGCACAGCCCCAGUUGAGGAUGUCAAGGCAGAAAGUCCUACGCCGGAUACAGAGUGGCAAAACAGAGGAGUUGUACCUCCCCCAGACGGUGGCGCAGAAGCAUGGCUACAGGUUGUUGGGAGUUGGUGCAUUAUUGUUACAUUUGGCGUCUACCAAGCAUACUACGAGCGUGGCACACUCUUCACUCAAACCCCUUUUAACAUUUCGUGGAUUGGCUCAAUUCAGUCAUUGAUAGUUUUCCUUUUGGGUGCUGUUGUGGGUGCUAUAUACGACAAAGGCUACCUCAAGCUUUUACUUGCUGUUGGCACUUUUGGGGUUGUGUUUGGACACAUGAUGCUCUCUCUAUGCACGGAGUAUUGGCAGGUCUUGCUGGCACAAGGUUUCGUUAUUGGUAUAGGAGGCGCCUGCUUGUUUGUCCCAGCACUGGCGGUAACUCAACCAUACUUCAGCUCUCGUCUUGGCUUGGCGCUUGGAGUCGUAGGCACAGGGAGCUCUCUAGGUUGCAUCGUUUACGGUGUAGUCUUUGCCAGGCUUAUCGACCGUAUUGGCUUCGCAUGGACUACGCGCACUAUCGGUUUCAUUGCGCUUGCAACAUUGGUGGUGCCCCUUGCCAUCUCAAAAAAGCGCAAACAACCUCUGCCUCCACAGACUUCGCCGACGAGCAAGAAGUCAGACUUUUCUGGUGUACUUGACGGACGUUACAUGCUCUGUGUUCUUGGGGUAUUCUUGGGCUAUGCUGGCUGCCAAGUUACCUUUUUCUAUAUUGCUUACUUCGGUCAAGCCCAGGGUUGGUUUGUCGGAAAUGUGGCACUUUACCUUGUGGUAAUUAUCAAUGCGGGCGCAAUAAUCGGACGGCUUAUGCCAAACUGGCUGUCUGAUAAGGUUGGCCCAAUUAACGUGGUUCUUCCUGGGUCCUUGUUGAUGGGAGUCUUGCUGUUGUGUAAUCUGGCUGUCGUCAAUGCAGGUGGGAUCAUUUGCAUUGCUCUUUUCUUUGGCGUCUUGUCAGGGAUAUUCGUUUCCCUUCCGCCUCUUCUGUUCAUGGCCCUCACCGAAGAUAAGUCAAAAAUGGGGGCGCGUAUGGGCAUAGCCUAUCUGUUUGUCGGUCUCAGUGUGCUUCCAGGUGGACCAGGUGCCGGCGGUGUUCUUCAACACAAGGGAUCUUCGCUCCAUUGGCAUGCAGCGUGGACCUAUGCUGGUGUCCUUCAGCUCGCAGCAUUCGUGGUCUUCUGUGUCCUCAGAGUGUGGCAGGGGGGUCUUGCAUUCACGGUGAAGAUCUAACACGGAUGAUCUGGACUUCGAGUGACGGUGGUAAUAGUUACAUAAAAGGUG